Bufo bufo (common toad) is the source of this 1082-nucleotide messenger RNA. It is a transcript of the gene GPR142, whose product is annotated as G protein-coupled receptor 142. The record is from RefSeq and is a predicted model, not a curated record. The coding region runs from base 60 to 1082 and encodes 340 amino acids. The transcript is spliced from 2 exons. Gene Ontology annotation, biological process: G protein-coupled receptor signaling pathway. Gene Ontology annotation, molecular function: G protein-coupled receptor activity. Gene Ontology annotation, cellular component: membrane. NCBI's taxonomy places the organism in Eukaryota, Metazoa, Chordata, Amphibia, Anura, Bufonidae.
UAGACAAUGACCCCAACAUCAUCAUCUUUCUCUCUCCAGAGCUGCACUUAUGACGUCUCAUGAUGAUUCCUUUACAAAAUACCAGUGGAAACAAAACAUCCUUGUUGGCAGUUGAAGAGGAAGGCCAAACAUCAGACCCUUCCCCAUGUGUUCUUGGUUAUAUACCAAUUGUAUACUACAGCAUACUACUUGGCCUUGGCUUACCAGUGAACAUCUUAACAGCCGUGGCUCUCUCAAAGCUGGCAUUCAGGACCAAGAAAUCCUCCUACUUCUACCUCCUGGCCCUUACCACUUCUGACAUCUUGACUGAGAUUUUUAUCAUCUUUGUAGGCUUCAUUCUUCAGAACGCCAUCCUCCAUCGCAAGGUGCCGAAUGCUUUCAUCCAUAUGGUCAGUGUCCUAGAGUUCUCAUCCAACCAUGCCUCCAUCUGGAUCACCGUCAUCCUAACAAUGGACCGAUAUGUAGCCUUGUGUCUACCUUUACAAUACCGCUCUCUUUCCUACCCAGAACGUACACGUAGGAUUAUCAUGUGUGUGUUUCUGGCAUCGUUUGUGACUGGCAUCCCUUUCUACUGGUGGAGUGAUGUUUGGAGGGACCCUCGAACACCAGGUUUGCUGGACCGUGUACUCAAAUGGGUCCAUUGCUUUAUAAUUUAUUUUAUUCCUUGCACCUUCUUCUUUGUCAUCAACUCCAUCAUCAUUCUUAGGCUUAGAAAGAAUUCUGUGACAAAGAAGUACAAGCUUCGAAUAGAAAAGACCACAGCCAUACUCAUAGGCAUCACAACUGUAUUUGCUGUGCUAUGGGCUCCCCGGACCAUUGUCAUAAUCAUUCACAUGUAUUUAUCCUCAGUCCACAAGGACUGGAGGGUUCACUUAGCUAUGGACAUUGGAAACAUGUUGGCUUUACUUAACACCGCAGUCAAUUUCUUCCUGUAUUGCUUUGUAAGUAAGAGAUUUCGGGAUAUGGUGAAGGAAAUUCUUGGAAUUCAGAAACCCUGCCGCACAACCGAGGGAAAGAAAAGCCAAAGUGACUUUUCUGACUCUUUGAAGCCCAUGGAGAUUCCACAAGCAACAACAAUAUGA